Molecule: messenger RNA, 3739 nt
Organism: Gymnogyps californianus (California condor)
Lineage: Eukaryota; Metazoa; Chordata; Aves; Accipitriformes; Cathartidae
Gene: LAMC2
Product: laminin subunit gamma 2
Exons: 23
Coding region: 1-3531 (1176 amino acids)
Molecular function (GO): extracellular matrix structural constituent
Source: RefSeq, a predicted model, not a curated record
AUGGCGGGGUGCUGGCUCCUGCCCCUCUGCUGCCUCGUGGCGUCUCUCCUGCCCGCAGCCCUGAGUGCCAACAGAGGAGAAGUCUGCGACUGCAACGGGAUGUCCAGGCAGUGCAUCUUCGACUGGCACCUCCUGAGGGAGACGGGGAACGGGUACCGCUGCCUCAGCUGCCUGGGCAACACGGAGGGCGCCCGCUGCGAGCGCUGCAAGGAGGGCUUCUUCCGCCAGCGGGAGGAAGACUGCUGCCUGCCCUGCCGCUGCCACCCCCAGGGCGCCCUCAGCCCACAGUGCGACAGCGACGGCCGGUGCAGCUGCAAACCUGGCGUGAUGGGCAAGAAGUGCGACCAGUGCCAGCCGGGCUUUGAGUCCCUCUCUGAGUCCGGGUGCCGGAGGAGCGGGCAGAGCCCACAGUGCGAGUGCGACCUGGCUGGCAGCGCAGGGGGCUGCCUCUCCGGCCGCUGUGUCUGCAAGGCGAGCACUACCGGCGAGCGGUGCGAGAGGUGCAAGCGAAACUUCUAUAACUUGGAUGCCAGAAACCCCACGGGAUGCUCCCCCUGCUUUUGCUACGGGCACUCAGCUGCGUGUGUCAGUGCGGACAACCACAGCAUCUACAACAUCACCUCCACCUUCCAGCAAGGUGCCGAAGGCUGGCGAGGUGUUCACGAAAGCGGCUCCCCAGCCCAGCUCCAGUGGUCCCCGCGCCAUCAGGAUGUCUUCAUAGCAGCGCGGAGAUCGGAGCCGAUAUACUUUGUGGCGCCCGCGAAAUUCCUCGGGAACCAGCAGCUGAGCUAUGGCCAGACACUCUCCUUCGAUUACCGCCUGGACCGAGGGGGACGCCAGCCAUCUCCUCACGACGUGGUCCUGGAAGGAGAUGGCCUGAGAAUCAGUGCCCCCUUCUUGCCCCAGGGGAAGGUCCUGCCCUGUGGCGUCAGCCAGACGUACACAUUCAGGUUGGACGAGCACCCAAGCAGCAAAUGGAGCCCGAGGCUGAAUCACUUUGAAUAUCGUAGGCUACUGGGAAACCUGACAGCUCUCUGGAUCCGAGCCACCUUUGGGGAGUACAGCACCGGCUACAUCGACAAUGUCACCCUGGUGUCGGCGCAGCCCGUCACCGGAGUCCCCGCUCCCUGGGUGGAGCGCUGCGAGUGCCCGGCGGAGUACCGGGGGCAGUUCUGCGAGAGAUGUGCCCCCGGCUACCGCAGAGAUGCCCCCGGCCUGGGGCCCUUCAGCAUCUGCGUGCCGUGCAAUUGCCAGGGGGGAGGAAUUUGUGAUCCCGACACCGGUGAAUGCUACUCGGGAGAUGAAAACGUGGCCAAUAGUGUCAGCUGCCCCUUCGGCUUCUACCGAGACCCCCGGCAGCCGCACAGCUGCAGGGCAUGCCCCUGCAGCAACGGCCAAGGCUGCUCGGUGGUGCCAGGCAGCGAGGAGGUCGUCUGUGACCGCUGCCCUCCUGGAGCUGCCGGGGCCAACUGUGAGUACUGUGCAGACGGCUAUUUUGGAGACCCAGCGGCUUCCCGGCCCUGCCAGCCAUGCCGGUGCAAUGGCAACGUGGAACCCAAUGCCGUGGGCAACUGCGACCGCCGGACAGGCGAGUGCCUCAAGUGCAUCUACAACACCGCCGGCUUCUACUGUGACCGCUGCAAAGACGGCUUCUUCGGGAACCCCUUGGCCCCCGAUCCUGCUGACAAGUGCCGAGCCUGUGCCUGCGACUCAGCCGGCGCCGAGCCCCUGAAGUGCGGGAGCGAUGGGAGCUGCAUCUGCAAGCCCGGCUUCGAGGGUCCCAGCUGCGAAGAGAGUGAGUGCCCGGCUUGCUACGGCCAGGUGAAAGCCCAGGUGGACCUGUACCUGCAGCAGCUGGCGGAGCUGGAGCUGCUGUUCUCAGAGGUGCAAGCUGGUGGUGGGGCCGAGACCCAGGAGCUGGAGGGGAGGAUGCAGCUGGCCGAGGAGAUGCUGCGGACGAUCCUCGGGGAAGCCCUGAGCCUGCAAGCCUCUGACAGGUCUCUGGAAAGCCGUGUGGCCAGGAUGAACAGGCAAGGGUCCAGCUCCCAGAGCCGCUUGGAUGAGAUCAAGGCAACGGUGGAGAGGCUGAGGUCUCUUGGGAGCCAGUACGAGAGGCAGGUGCAGGACACCCGGCGGCUGCUCGAGAGAGCCAGGCUGGACCUGGACCGCAGCGGAGCUGCUCUGCGUCGGGUGACCAUUCCCGUUUCAAACCUUCCCGGGGGCUCGAAUCAGUUCUUGAUGCUGGCCCAGGAGGCUCUGAGACUGGCCAACAGCCACGCGCAAGCGGCCAACGCCAUCGAGCAAGCCACGAAGGCGGCGCGGGAGGACGCGCGGCAGGCGCUGGACCUGGUGCGGGCCGCUGCCGGUGGAGAGGCGGCCGCCUCCGGCUCCCUGCUCGGGCUGCUCGGGAAGUACGAGGAGCUGAAGUCGCUGGUUGGAGGCCUGAAGGCUGAGGCUGACGGGAUGGCCUCCGAGGCAGACAAGGCUUAUCAGGGCAGCCUGGUGCUCCUCAGCUCCCUGUCCCGCCUGACGGAGACCGACAUCGGGUCCUUUGAGGGGGAGGCAACCCGGCUGAAGCAGGAUGCUAGUGCUCUCCUGAGCCUGGUGGACACCUACAUGGCACAGUACAGGCAGCUGCAGAGCCGCACGGGGCGCUGGGAGGAAGAAAUCAAGCAGCUCCUGCGAAAGGGAGAGGGCGAGAGAGCGACGCUGACGCAGCUGCUGUCCCGAGCCAACCUCGCCAGGAGCACAGCCCUGCAAGCCAUGAGCGCUGGCAACGCCACCUUCUACGAGGUGGAACAGAUCCUGAAGAGCCUCCGGGAGUUCAACCUGCAAGCAGAUGACAAGAGAAGGGAAGCCGAAGAUGCCAUGAGGAGGCUACUGAUUAUCAGCAAUAUGGUCACUAGCGCCAGGGAGAAGACAGACCGAGCUGAAGCGAUCCUGGGCAGCGCCGCUUCCGAAUCCAAGGCAGCCAGCAGCGCAGCAGGGGAAGCGAAGGAGAUCACCAUGGGGAUCCAGCAGGAGAUCACACAGCUGAAGGUGGAAGCCAACAAGACGGCCGAUGGCGUCCUCGCCCUAGAGAAGGCAGUGGCCGCCCUGCAGCGCGAGGCCAAGGAAGUGGAUGGUGAAUUUGAGAGGAAGCUCUUGGAGGUUGAGGCGGAUGCUACUGUGAUACAGGAGACAGCUCAGGAAGCUCAGAGGGUCCAUGCCAAGGCCGGCCAGGCAGGGGUGGCCGUGCAGGAGACGUUGAGCGCCCUGGAAGAGCUGCUGCGUCUGAUGAACCAACCUGGUGCUGUGGACGAGGAUGGCCUGAAGCAGCUCGAGAUGAACUUUAGCAAAGCCAAAACCAGAAGCAACCAGCUGAAGUAUGAGAUGUCGGAGCUGGAGCAGACAGCCGCGCUGCAGAAGGCCCGGGUGCUGACGCUGGAGAGCAGCAUUGAUGAGAUCCUGGCAGAUAUUAAGAACCUGGAGGAUAUCCAGAAGAGUCUUCCUCCAGGCUGUUACAACACAAAAGCCAUCGAAUUGCCGUGAGUGAGCUCUGGAAAGGCUGCAGCGCCUGCCAGGCUGUGAAGGCAGGAGAGCCUGGCCCAGCUGCCCUCCCCAAACCCGGCAGGACCGGCUGCGUUUGAUUGUGUUGAACUGAUCCUUACCCUCAAGUCCAGCGUGGCGGCUGAAGUUUGCAUCGCCACGCUGGCCCUGGAGAGUCCCUGAUUUUUCAAAGUGGUCCGUCCCUCGGUCA